Messenger RNA from Plasmodium knowlesi strain H, 747 nucleotides. RefSeq names its product male development gene 1, putative. Bases 1 to 747 code for a protein of 248 amino acids. NCBI's taxonomy places the organism in Eukaryota, Apicomplexa, Aconoidasida, Haemosporida, Plasmodiidae. The record is from RefSeq and is a predicted model, not a curated record. The transcript has a single exon.
AUGAAGAACGUUGCAUUUUCUAUAUUACACAUUUCGAGCCUAUUUAUCCUGUACUUGAGUUCGCAAAGCGGCCUGUACAGUUGCAAGAACACAGGGAAAACAGCAAGUAAAGGGAAUCAUAGUAACCCCAAUUCCGCUGUUAAUAGUAAUAGCCUUUCGACUGAAUGGAGCGAAAAGGGCUAUAAUUUCAUGGAUCUAGUGAAAAAUGGCUACUUAAAAAAUAAGGGAGAUUUAGAUGAAGUGAAGGAUUACCUAGCUGAUGAGUUGGCUGGAAAAAUAAAAGACAAAUUAAAUGGCAUUUUAAAAGACGAAAAUAUUUUUUAUGAUUUAGAGAACAUGGACGAGGAAGAUAUAAGCGACUUUAAAAAUUACUUGAAAGACAUGUCGGAAUAUAUUGGCUUGAAGGCUGCCGAUAUAUUAAACAGCAAUUUAGAGGAUUCCCUUAAGUCCUUUUUGCCCAAAGGUUCCUUUGCCAAUUUGAAAGAGGCCAUGGGAAGUAGCAGUCCUGUUAAUUUAAAUUUUGACGACGAGGAUGGUGAGACGAAGAAGGGGAAGUCAAAGAAGGGAAAGUACAAGAAGGGAUAUUCCAAUGAUGAAAAUGCAAAUGACGAAAAUGCCAAUGACGAAGACGUGGAUGAAACAACCGAAGAUUUCAUUAACGAGCUGGUAGACGCAUAUGAAGAAAAGCAUCACAAGGACUUGGAAAACUACGCGCAAGAAAUAAAAAAUCAUAACAAUCUAGAUUAG